Molecule: messenger RNA, 156 nt
Organism: Cetraspora pellucida
Lineage: Eukaryota; Fungi; Glomeromycota; Glomeromycetes; Diversisporales; Gigasporaceae
Source: the annotation of a GenBank genome assembly
AUGUUUUUACGACAAUUACAAUCUAUUAUGCCAUUUACAACGAUUAUAGCAAUUUCAACCAUUACGACAUUAUGUACUUUGCCAAGUUCCCUUCCGCGAAAUCGAAAAACCACUCUUCGUGCUUCGGUACUGAACAACACUUUUGGUGUUGAGUAG